GUGUCAGAGAUCCUAAGAGGUUGUUUUGAAGCCAGCAGUCCUGACGAGGAAAUACUUGUUUUUCUCGGGCGUCGACACUGUCACCUCGAUUCCCCCCUGUGUCUUUUCCUCCACACCAUCUUUGACAUUGCUGAAUGGAAUCCUUGAUGUCGCCGAGCCACGUAGUCGGUGCGAGCCCUUCACUGAUACUCCCUCCAUCCUCUCCCAGUAGAGCAGCACGAUCCCGCCUAGAAACCCAAGUCCCUAUCGCUCGAGUUGCUUCCGGUCGCGACUCGCGUUCGAGCCCCACAUUUAGCCAUGGUUUCAGGCGCACAAUAGGGUCGACCACGCCGACCCACACAAGCGUCGCAAGCUGUCGAAACGGCUUCGCGGCGACGUCGCGUAGUCUUCCUGUCAGCGAUGGCGGGAAGAACUCUAGAGGCGUGGCUUGGGAUAGAAGCAGAGGGAAGGGCCGGUGGAUGCAGAUGAUUCGUGCGGCUGCGCAAGGGUCGGCGGUGGAGCAGCAGCUGGCGGAAGGGGUGGUGGGGGAUGGACUGGCGCGGGCGAGCAGCAACGGCACAGCAGGAGUUACAGACGAAGAGAUCCUGGCGUCCAUCCCCGCUCUCGGCGCGACGCUGGACGACCGCGGCGGCUGUGUGUUCCGCGUGUGGGCGCCGCACCCUCAGCGCGCCACCCUCGUGGUCAAGCGCCUCUCGCCGUCCCGCGCUGCCGCUGCUACCGGUUGGGUUGAAUCCGAGGCGGGAGAAGUCGAGAGGGUGGAGAUGGCGCGGGAUGGCAACGUGUGGCUCGCGCGGGUUGCGGAUGUCGUUGCUGGAGACAGGUACCACUUUGUGUUCGAGUGGGAGGGCAAGACGCUGGAGCGGCGGGACGCGAGGGCGCGCGCUACAGACUACGACAGCAAUGAUUGCAUCGUGGUGGACCCGCGCUACAACUGGACCCCGUUUGAAGCCCCCCCGUUUGAGGCUCUCAAUAUUUAUCAGCUGCAUGUUGGAGCUUUCACUGGGCGGCUGCCUGGAGGCGGCACCUUUGCGGCCCUCAAGGACAAGCUGCCGUACAUCAAGAGCCUUGGCUUCAACGCCGUGCAGAUGCUGCCGGUGCACGAGUACUGCGGGCAGUGGGGCUACAACCCGCGCCUGCUCUUCGCGCCCCACCCCUUCUACGGCUCGCCUCAGGAGCUCAGGGAGCUGGUGGAUGCCGCUCACUCCCAUGGCCUGGCGGUGAUAUUCGACGUGGUGCUGCACCAUCUGGCGCCCAACCUCAACAGCCUGUGGGAGUAUGACGGUCCCACCAAGAAAGGAGGCCUCUACUUUGACGGCGGCGGCGACUCGUCGUGGGGCAAGACGUUUGCGUGGUGGCAGCAGGAGGUGAAGGACAUGGUGCUGGACGCCGCCCGCCUCUUCCUCAACGAGUACAACGGCGACGGGCUGCGGUUUGACUGUGUGCACGCCAUGCCUUGGAAUGUGUCGCAGAGCCUCACGUGGCACCUGCACCGGGAAUUCCCCAACCACAUCCUCAUCUCCGAGAUCACCCCCGAGGUGCCCGAGGUGCUGUCGGACGCGGGGUACGACGCGACGUGGAUGCACACGUCGUUCUACAAGAUGCGCUCCUUCAUGCUCUGCACCGACGGGCCCAGACCCCUCGGCCGCCUACAGGCCCUGCUCACGCUGCUGCCCGGCUACUCCAAGUCAACGCAGUGUGUGAAGUACUUCCUGGGGUCCCAUGACCAGAUCGGGUGCCGCAGAAACGGCAGCUAUGAUGACGAAAUACAGGGCUACCACAGGUAUGCGGUGGAGCUGUUUGGCGGCCGCGAGGAUUGGAAUGCACGGGCCAAAGUGCGCAUGUGGUUCGCCUGCCAGGUGUGUGCGCAGGGCAUACCAAUGACGUUCAUGGGGUCAGAGUGCGCGCACCCCAACUGGUGGGGGAUCAACGCCAAGGACAUGCUCGAUUGGCAGUACACUGAGGACGCGGUUGGGCAGCAAAUGCAGGCACUGGUGCGGGCGGCGAACGGGGUGAGGGCGGGGAGUGCGGCGCUGCAGCGAGGGGGCUUUGAGACGGUGCACUACGACGAGGCCAACUGCGUGCUGGCCUUCAAGCGCCAGACUGAGAGCGAGACUAUGCUGGUGGUGGUGAAUGCCAGUGAUGCCCAGUGGGAGAAGGCCGACUAUGGCGUACGCACUGGUGGCGACACUCGGCCAUAUGUGGAGGUGUUCAACUCGCAGGAAGCGGAGUAUGGGGGGUGGGCCACAUCAGGCAACGCGGGCAGGCAGGUAGCUCCCAGCCACGGCAAGCUGUUCAUCAACCUGCCCAAAUGGGCCGUGCUGGUCUUCAGACCACAGGAAUAGUUGUUGCGCAACAAUGGUGAGGGAUGGCAAGUCAAUCUCCUUGGUAGGUUCUGCUUGAGGUUGCUAACAAGGCUUGGAUGGAGUUAGAAGCAUUAAGGUAUAGGAGACCAAACAUUAAUAAAGCCACAGAAACCAAUUCCCUGUUUGAAUAUCGACCUUGAUUUCAUGAAAUUUAACGUA
Messenger RNA from Closterium sp. NIES-67, 2522 nucleotides. The record is from the annotation of a GenBank genome assembly. Lineage: Eukaryota; Viridiplantae; Streptophyta; Zygnematophyceae; Desmidiales; Closteriaceae.